Aspergillus steynii IBT 23096 is the source of this 2922-nucleotide messenger RNA. RefSeq lists its product as uncharacterized. Gene Ontology annotation, molecular function: protein binding. The transcript is spliced from 3 exons. Bases 1 to 2922 code for a protein of 973 amino acids. Lineage: Eukaryota; Fungi; Ascomycota; Eurotiomycetes; Eurotiales; Aspergillaceae. The record is from RefSeq and is a predicted model, not a curated record.
AUGUAUGCUACUUCAUCCCAAGAGAAGAAAGUUCCUAUCCGGGAACCAACAUCAGAAAGCGAUUCCACGCUCAACCUGAGUCCCAUCCAUGAGGAAAUUUGGCGCAAAGCAUACCAACAAUUGAAACAAGACUCAAAACAAAAGAAAUACGUGGAAAUAUACGAACAAUUGAUUGCCGAAACCUUUUCGGGCGAGGGGACCGAGCAUUUAGCUUCCGCUACUCAUGGAUCUGUGUCUCCCGGCGAGGUGCAGCUGAGCACCGUCAUUGAAAAAGGGCAAGAAAAAAUCAAGAAAUAUAAAAGAUUCAUUGACUCCUCUUCCGACAUUGUGACCGCUAUCAUGCCUGUCAAGGCGAUCCUUGAUAUUCCCUUGAAGAACGUUCCCCAAACUAGUUUGCCAUGGGCAGUGAUUUCAUCAAGCAUUGAUAUCCUCAUCAAACCCACAAAGUCCAUGGAUACAUUGUAUAAAGGAGUACACAUCACUGCCUCGAAGAUACAAUGGUAUGCCGGAAUCAUUGACCGGAUUUUGAGGGAGAACAACAGCGAGCGUAAUAGCCUUGAUCAAGUCUAUGACGAGAUGAAAAACAAAGUCAUUGAUAUUUACCAGGCUUUGCUUUUCUACCAGACCAAGAGCGUGUGCUCUUACUGGAGGAAUCAGCUCUGGGUGUUCGUUCGCUCAGCGUUGGAAUUUGAUGAUUGGGACGGUGAUCUGGAAGAGAUCGAAAAGUCCGAGAGGGCUCUUGAGAGCCACAUUUCUCAGUACAAAGGAGAACAGCUCUUGGAUGAGAUUCAAAGCCUAAGAGAGAUUACCGAGAAGCGAUGGAAAGACGAUGAUCACAUGAAGUGCAUGCAAGACCUAUGCGUGGUGAAUCCACGGACACAAAUGGAUGAUCUUGAGGAGCGAAAAGAUACUCUGAUUCGAGCUUCCUACAGCUGGGCUUUGGAGACUCCAGAGUACAGGAACUUCACAGACUGGACCAAUCCACAUGCGUCUAACUUUCUAUGGAUCAAUGGCCAAGCAGGCACUGGCAAGACAAUGCUUCUCAUUGGUAUCAUACGGGAGCUCACAGUCGGUCAGCUUUUCAACGAUGAUAUUCCUGAUAUUCUUUACUUCUUUCUCCAGAGCAAGGGAGCAGACGUCAACAAUGCUACGGCGGUAGUCCGAACUUUGAUCUGGUUACUUCUUUCACAGCAACCGGGUCUUAUCGAUUACGUGAUGUCUGAGUAUCGCAGGUCUGGCAAAGCAUUAUUUGGCAGUUCUUCCGCUUUCAGCGGCCUGUCGAAGAUCUUCAAGAAGAUGCUACAGGAUGACCAGGUAGAGAAAGUUGUUCUCGUAAUUGAUGCCCUUGAUGAAUGCCAGGAAGAAAAUGACGAACAGAAAGUCCUACUUCGCUUCCUGAACGAGCUCCUGUCUGACAACAGGAUAGUAUCAAAACUGAAAGUGCUCGUUUCAAGCCGCCCCGAGUGGGAGAUCCAGACCGAAAUAGUUAAAGAUUCGUCGAAAAUAUGCAUUCUGGAGCUGGACAGGCAGUCUCUGGAAAGUCCGAUUAAUGCAUUUAUUGAUGAAAAAGGACGUGAGCUCGAUGCAAAGACAGAAAAUAAAGAUCGACUCAAGCAUGUUCUGGCGCAGCUGCGCCUUCGAGCAAGCAACACGUUCAUCUGGGUCUCGUUGGUUUGCAAAGAGCUUUUCAAGACCCGGGAUGAUUAUUGGGAAAAGGUAUUGGAUGCGGCACCAAAAGACCUUACGAAGCUGUACGACUUCCUACUCUUUGAAAGGCUCAAGAAUUCAAUAUUUGAAGACUGCAAGAAGGUUCUUGCCCUGAGCGUUCUGGCGUUCCGACGCCUUACAAUCGAUGAGAUCCAGCAACUGGCUGAGAUACCUGACGGCACUGCAUCGGGAAUUGUUCAAGACUGCAGCUCCUUUUUCACAGUUCAGCAGGGCACAGUCUAUUUCUUCCACCAGUCAGCUCAGGACUAUCUUAGUAGCCAUUUCGAACAACUCGCGCAGCUACCUAGGGACCAAUGGCACCAUAGAAUCUUCCGGCAGUCUCUCAAGAGCAUGAAGCGCUUUUUGAAGAAGAAUGUAUACGGUCUGACUGAUCUCGGUAAAAUUGAUAAACCCAAAAUUAUGCCGUCAGAUCCACUGGCUUCGAUUCGCUAUUCAUGUCAUUACUGGGCCCAACAUUUGCAACAAAGCCCACGAGAUGUAGCUGAUACCGAAGAAGUCCAUUCAUUUUUCUGCGACCAUUUCUUACACUGGCUAGAGGCCAUGAGCUUGUUGGAGUUGAUUUCAGAUGUGAUCGAGUCUAUAAAUGGCCUGGCCUCUCAUUUUAAAGAUAAACCCGAUUCCGACAUAUUUCACUUCCUAGCAGACGCAAAAAGAUUCGUUUUGUUAAAUUUCGAAAUUGUUACUGUCGCACCGUUGCAACUUUACGUUUCUUGCCUGGUAUUUGCGCCGACAGAGAGCAUAGUCCGGCAGAAAUUCAACGACCAAAUCCCGUCCUGGAUUACUGUCUUGCCAAAGGUCGCAGAUAACUGGAAUGCCUUGCUACAGACAUUCGAAACCCGGUACGGAAAUGUACAGAAUGCUGCAUUCUCUACAGACAGUUCUCUUUUGACAAUAUUCUCCGAAAGCUCAAUCGAAAUACGAAAUACUGAUACCGGAAACCUUCGGGACAAGUUUUACCCAUGGGAGAGAUUCCUCUGUGGGGCAGUCUCAAGUGACCACAAGCUGCUAGCUUGGUCUGAUCGCGGGGAUUGGGGAGUAACCCUUUGGAAUAUCGAAUAUGAUCGUUUCUAUGGAAAUAUAGAUCUCUUGUGCGUCGAAGCCCUCGAGUUCUCCCCUGAUAAUAGGGCCCUUGCAUCGAUUGCAGAUGACAAGAUGUACAGCAACAAAGUUGAAAUCGAAACAAUUAUCCCGUAA